GAAGUGCGCCAAACAAAACACAAACACAAAAAGUAAAGAAAAAGUAUUAUAGAAGCUGCUUAAAGUUCUUGUGCCUGACAAUUUGCAGUGGCGGCUCAGUCCGCAAAACUUAAAAUACAGUUAUCCCAUAGUUAAUACCAAUAUCAAUAUCAUGCACACGCUGUUCAGUGAUCAGAACUCUUUCUCCCGCCACUAUGCCCAAACGGCCGCCGGCUAUACAUCCGCCUCGGCGGUGGCAGCCGCCAGCAGCGCCUCGGCGGCGGCAGCGGCCCAUUAUGCGUACGAUCAGUACUCGCGAUACCCGUACUCGGCCAGCGCCUACGGAUUGGGUGCACCGCAUCAGAACAAGGAGAUUGUGAAGCCGCCGUACUCGUACAUAGCGCUGAUCGCCAUGGCCAUACAGAAUGCCUCCGACAAGAAGGUGACACUCAACGGCAUCUAUCAGUACAUCAUGGAGAGGUUUCCCUACUAUCGGGACAACAAGCAGGGCUGGCAGAACUCCAUACGCCACAAUCUCAGCCUGAACGAGUGCUUCGUCAAGGUGGCCCGCGACGAUAAGAAGCCGGGCAAGGGCUCGUAUUGGACGCUAGAUCCGGACUCCUACAACAUGUUCGACAAUGGCUCGUUUCUGCGACGACGUCGUCGCUUCAAGAAGAAGGAUGUGAUGCGGGAGAAGGAGGAGGCGAUCAAGCGCCAGGCCAUGAUGAACGAAAAGCUGGCCGAGAUGAAGCCCCUGAAGCUGAUGACCAAUGGCAUAUUGGAAGCCAAACACAUGGCCGCCCAUGCGGCGCACUUCAAGAAGGAGCCGCUCAUGGACUUGGGCUGUCUCAGCGGCAAGGAUGUGUCGCAUGCAGCCAUGCUCAACUCCUGCCACGACAGCCUGGCGCAAAUGAACCAUUUGACGGGCGGCGUGGAGCAUGCCGGCUUCACCGUCGACUCCCUGAUGAAUGUCUACAAUCCGCGCAUCCAUCACAGCGCUUAUCCGUAUCAUUUGAACGACGACAAUCUGACGGUGGCCAGCAGUCAGAUGCAUCAUGUCCAUCAUGCUGCGGCUGCGCAUCACGCCCAGCAGCUGCGACAUGUUGCCCACGUUUCACAUCCCCUGACGCCGGGCAAUGGCAAUGGGAUACAAUCGUCGGGCGCUUCACCCACCACGAUCUCAACGCCCCAUGGACCAGCGCAUGGUGGCUGGUAUACGCCGGAGACGCCGCCAUCGGAGCCCAUUACCAACGGGGCUGGCCAGAGCGGAACGCCCACACAUCCCAGCAACAACAAUCCCAACCACAACAACAACAACAAUAACAACAACAGCAUACACAACAACAACAACAACAACAAUCCGGCUAUCUCCGCCUCGGUGCUGACCAGCAGUCCCAGCUCAGCGCUGGGCUUCCGCGACAUGAUCUUCGAGCAGAAUCAAUCCUGCCAGCUGGACACGGGCAGCCCGACGGGCAGCAUACAGUCGGCCAGUCCGCCGGCUUCGGCCAGCGUUGCGGCUGCCUCUGCCGCCGCCGCAGCUGCCGUGAUAAAUAGUCAUCAUCAUCAUCAUCAUCACGUGUCGCACCUGAGCGGGAAUCUGGGCAAUCUGGGCCAGCUGAGCAACCUCAGCCAUUAUCGUCCGCAUGUGGGUCACUACCAGGAGUAUGGCAUCAAGUACGGUGUCUAAGGAGGGGGCUAAAUGGGCGUGGCCGCUGUGCUCUCUUGUAUAUUCCUGUAAAUAUAUUUCCAAGCAUGAUUCACAGCAGCAACAGCAGC
Molecule: messenger RNA, 1755 nt
Organism: Drosophila hydei
Lineage: Eukaryota; Metazoa; Arthropoda; Insecta; Diptera; Drosophilidae
Gene: croc
Product: fork head domain-containing protein crocodile
Exons: 1
Coding region: 152-1666 (504 amino acids)
Biological process (GO): anatomical structure morphogenesis; regulation of transcription by RNA polymerase II; cell differentiation
Molecular function (GO): DNA-binding transcription factor activity, RNA polymerase II-specific; RNA polymerase II cis-regulatory region sequence-specific DNA binding
Source: RefSeq, a predicted model, not a curated record